Messenger RNA from Biomphalaria glabrata, 2054 nucleotides. Its product is annotated as rhomboid-related protein 4-like. Lineage: Eukaryota; Metazoa; Mollusca; Gastropoda; Planorbidae. The transcript is spliced from 9 exons. Bases 170 to 1495 code for a protein of 441 amino acids. Gene Ontology annotation, cellular component: membrane. Gene Ontology annotation, molecular function: serine-type endopeptidase activity. The record is from RefSeq and is a predicted model, not a curated record.
AGAUCUAGACUCAAUAUUCUGGUCGUUUGCCGUUUGGAUUUAUCGAUGGUCCCAGGUUCAAACCCUGCCCGCUCCCAUACCCCGUCGUCCUGCGAGGUUUGGACUAGGAAGUAAACUAUCUUCAACUCUGAUGGAACAUCCGAAACAUAAAGAGGUAAAAUAGCUUGAAAUGGCAGCAAAUCCAAGAGGUAGGGGAGCACAGUGGGGCACGAUCCUGCUUGGAUCCCAGCUCAUGCAUGUUGGCUUGCAAAAUGUACCCCCAGUGACCUUAGCAUUGAUUGUUGGUCAAACAUUGGUGUUCCUGGAAGCUUUCCCUGAAGUAUUUCCCUCACCGUUAGAUGUCUGUAUGAGCUCUUACUUAGUCUUCCGUAAAGGAGAAUGGAUACGAAUGUUAAAAGGCUCAGUCUACCAUGGGGAUGACAUGCACCUGUAUUUCAACAUGCUCAGCUUACUCUACAAAGGCUCUAUAUUGGAGAAAACAUAUGGCAGUCCUUACUAUGCUUACAUGAUAACUACAUUCACUGGACUUACCAGUGCCACUUAUGUUGGACUUGGGCUAUUACUUAGCCAUCUCACAGGGGAUGAGAGCUACCUUAGCUCAUGUGCAGUAGGAUUUUCAGGUGUUCUAUUUGCCAUGAAAGUUCUGGUCACCUUGGCCAGCCCUCCAGGUGUACAUUACAUUGGUAACAUUCCUGUGCCUUCAAAGUACAUUUUCUGGGUAGAAUUAUUUCUUAUUCAGAUGGCUGCACCUAAUGCCUCAUUUGUGGGUCAUCUGGCUGGCAUACUAGUUGGUUUGGCAUACGCUAAGGGACCUCUCAAAUACAUCAUGGAUCUAUUUCUUCCAUCAAGCAUUUAUAGGCAUAAUAGUAGAGGUGGAUAUCCAAGAUUUUCUAGCAGAAGAUACUUUUCAUCCAGUGGGGUAUCAGGUUACAGCACUGAUGGGAAUAGGAGAGGUUACAGAUCAGAAGGGAUUAGGAGAGGUUUGUUCAGCAGAUUAUUUGGUAACAAUGUCGCUUACAAUAAUAAUGAUUCCAGGGAUCCUCAAUAUUCCUCAGAGGACUACAGAAGGAAUCCCACUUUCGAAACUAAUUCCAUUUUUAACCAAGAGCCACCAAACUUACAUGACCCUGCUCGGAGGGCACGCCAGCCAUCACCUCAGUCCCAGAGGCCUCCUCACAGGUCCGAUGACAACAUAAGACCUGGAUACUCUUCUUCAAGAUACAGGACUAGCAGCACUUAUGAGAAUCCAUAUAUGCGGACAGCUUCCAGUGCUAGUUCAGCACAUUCCCAUACCAAUGCCAACCCCAGAACAGCCUACUAUGAUACCCAUGCCAGCCCCAGUGCUCCCUACUCAUACACUCGUGCUACCCCUACUGCACCGUACUCUAGUGAAGAUCAGGAUAUAUCUUCUCAGGGAUAUAGAGAUGACUUGUACACAGGAUUUUGGGAUCUAUCGAAUCUUGGAGAUGUCUUUUUAAGCAGCUGGUUUAGAUGAAGAGGAGCAGAUUAGAAUAGCACUGCAAGAAAGCUUGAAUGCAAACAAUUGGAAUUCACACCCCUAAAAUGUUUUGGACUAACUGCUAUGUUAGAUAAAGGUGAUGGUCCAUGAUGGAUUGGUCAUUGUUUAAUACCAUUUGGUUUUAUCGAUGAAAGCUUUGAAAGUACUCAAUCAAAUUCAUGUCAAGGCUGUUUGUGAUACAAAGCACAAUCAGUGAUUGAUAUCAUCAGGAUAUGUAUAUAACUCUCUUGUUUGUUUAUAAUAACAUUGCACAUUUGCAAGAAAUACUUUAAAAUGUUUAGCACUCAGGAGGAGCUAUAAUUAAAAAGAAAAGAAAAAUGUGUGCUGUGCCUUUCUGCAAUUUGUCAUAAAUGUAUUUAACUGUUAGUUACCACAUCUUAUAACAUAUUUAUAUAUUUUAUUUUUAUUGAGAUAAUUGUUUUAUUCCUCAGUUUUAUUUUACAUUUAACAGAUGUGUUCAAAUUUGAUAGAAUUUAUGCCUGUGAUUGCCUGUAUUUAUUAAGCAAAUAAAAGAAUUAGAAAACAAUGAAACAAA